Messenger RNA from Penaeus vannamei (Pacific white shrimp), 669 nucleotides. The record is from RefSeq and is a predicted model, not a curated record. NCBI's taxonomy places the organism in Eukaryota, Metazoa, Arthropoda, Malacostraca, Decapoda, Penaeidae.
AGUAACGUAGGCUUCAUGUUCCUGGUCGAGGUUGCUUUAGGGAGAGAAAGCAGCAUCACACAGUGUGACGGCAGCUUAACGAAGGCCCCCAACGGCUAUGAUAGCGUGGUGGCGAGAGGGUCGCGCGAACCAGACCCGAAGAAGAACAAGAAACUGGUCUUCGAAGGGAAGGACGUCAUCGUACCUGUGGGGAAGCCUGUUCCUCAGAAGGAGUGGGCCCAAAGUGGCUUCUGUCAGAGCGACAAACAUUUAUGGAUGAAGAAACAGUACGGAAGAAUAGCAUACUACGGUUUUGCAGCUAUUGCACAGAUGUUGCAUUGCACGCUGUCACGGAGGUUUUCUCAGCUUUGUACCUAUGGAAUCAGAAGCAAACCAAGCAAUAGAAAACGUGAAAUGCAACAUGGAUUCCAGAAGGAAGCUCUUCACGAGACAGCUUUAUCGAAGAGCAAAGACAAUAACCGAAGCAAUCUACUCUCGGUUAACUGUUUGGAUGUCAAAAUAUCAUGUUCAGAAAUGGAUUUUACUGUCGGGUUUUUGGCUUUCACUUGUGCAGUUUCCAUUGGUAAGAGUGAUGGACAAUUUCUUUCAUUCUACUGUGACUACAUGAAUCUUGCCUACUACACGAGACUACCAACAGUUCUACGAUCUACAUUUGGGGUAUUUCCUUAA